Molecule: messenger RNA, 2126 nt
Organism: Boeremia exigua
Lineage: Eukaryota; Fungi; Ascomycota; Dothideomycetes; Pleosporales; Didymellaceae
Exons: 2
Coding region: 101-2047 (648 amino acids)
Source: RefSeq, a predicted model, not a curated record
CAUCACUCUGACAGAUACUCGAUGAGAUGGCAUCCCUCGCCUUCCCCUCCUUCCCGCUCCCUUCCACCGACUGUCAUCCACCUGCAUACUUCGACAGUUCAUGCUUCGCCUCUCGGGGAUCUCGAAGCCCCUAACGUCCGGCACAACAACCUCCGCAGUAAGAUACUUUUACACAACAAAUCGCCUUGGCCAAGUUAUGGCGCACCUAAAUGGUCCUCGUCCCCAGGGCGAACAUACACUACAGUCGCUGCCUAAGUCGAACGUAUUCACACAGAACUUACCUCCAGACGCCGCCUUUCCAACACCGAAAAGUUCGCACGAUGCGCCCCGUCAGACCCUUGGACCGCGUAUGGUUAAGGAAGCGCUCUUCACCUAUGUGAGGCCGGAUUCUCAGGGUGAUGCCGAGAUCCUGGGUGUUAGCCAACGUGCGCUGCAAGACCUUGGUCUGAAGGAGGAGGAAGCACAAACAGAGGAGUUUGAACAGAUGGUUUCCGGUAGCAAAAUCCUCACAUGGGACCCUGAGAAGCCAGAUGAGGGUAUCUACCCUUGGGCGCAAUGCUACGGCGGCUAUCAAUUUGGACAAUGGGCGGGCCAGUUAGGUGAUGGACGUGCCAUCUCGUUAUUCGAGUCUACAAAUCCGUCGACAGGCGUUCGCUACGAGGUUCAGCUCAAAGGUGCUGGUCGUACACCAUAUUCACGCUUUGCAGAUGGGAGGGCUGUUUUGCGUUCAUCCAUACGCGAGUUCGUCGUGUCGGAAUACCUCAAUGCGAUUGGCAUUCCAUCAACAAGAGCACUGGCGCUUACAUUGAACAAUGGCACGAAGAUCAUGCGAGAGAGAAUCGAACCAGGAGCUAUUGUCACUCGAUUCGCGCAGAGCUGGAUUCGAUUCGGUACUUUUGACCUCCAGCGCAUGCGCGGCGACCGCGAGACACUUCGUACUUUGACCGACUACACUGCCGAGCACGUCUAUGGAGGGUGGGAUAAGUUACCUUCAAAGCUGCCAGCUGGCGAGGCAAAGAUCACACAUACUCAAGUCAAGACUGGCGUCGCGAAAGAUGCAAUUGAGGGAUCCGAUCUGGAACAGGAGAACCGCUAUACACGUCUUUACCGCGCCGUCAUUCGCAACAACGCUGCCACAGUCGCGAAGUGGCAAGCGUACGGAUUCAUGAAUGGUGUACUUAACACAGACAACACUUCGAUUCUUGGCCUGAGUAUCGACUUCGGGCCUUUCGCCUUCCUAGAUACCUUUGACCCUGCCUACACGCCCAACCACGACGACCAUAUGCUACGCUACAGCUAUCGUAACCAACCCACCAUUAUUUGGUGGAACCUUGUCCGUCUAGGAGAGGCAUUCGGUGAGCUGAUGGGCGCCGGCUCGAAUGUUGAUAGUGCCGAAUUCGUCGAGAAGGGUGUAAGCGAGGAAAACGCGCCCGACCUCGUCAAACGUGCAGAGGGCAUCAUCGAGCGUGCUGGGGAGGAGUACAAGGCUGUCUUCUUGUCUGAGUAUAAGCGGCUCAUGACCGCACGCCUCGGACUCAAAACCCAGCAGGACAGCGACUUUGAAACAUUGUUCUCGGAAUUACUCGACUUUCUUGAGGCGUAUGAGCUCGACUUCCACCACGCGUUUCGCAGACUAUCAAGCUUGAGCUUAUCAAAACUCGAUUCCGACCAAGGUAGACAGAGCUCUGCAGAUAUGUUCUUCCGUAACGACAACUUGCCAAAGGAAGGUGCCGAUUCGCGGGUUCGAAUUGCUAAGUGGCUUGAGAAGUGGUCGGGUCGUGUCAAGGAGGACUGGGGCGACGAUGACAAGGGGCGACAGGAGGCCAUGAAGGCCGUAAAUCCCAGCUUUGUUCCCCGAUCGUGGAUCCUCGACGAGUUGAUCAAUCGUGUCGAGAAGAAGGGUGAGCGAGAGAUCAUACCACAGAUCAUGAAGUUGACCCUUAGUCCUUUCUCUGAAGACUGGGGUUGGAGUGCCGAAGAAGAGCAGAGAUUCAUUGGCGAUGUACCCAAGUACAAGGGUAUGAUGCAGUGUAGCUGCAGUUCGUAAGAUUCAUUUUCCACUCGCUCGCUCAGCUCCCGCAUAAGCAUUACACAACGCGAAACGCAACAAUCACCGUUCAGCCUUA